Molecule: messenger RNA, 1848 nt
Organism: Nelumbo nucifera (sacred lotus)
Lineage: Eukaryota; Viridiplantae; Streptophyta; Magnoliopsida; Proteales; Nelumbonaceae
Source: RefSeq, a predicted model, not a curated record
AGUCAAGCCUCCUCGUUAUAUAAACACUGCACAUCCAUCUCUUUAUAAUAUACUACUACAUUGAAUUACUCAUACACCAUCCAUUUGUUCUCUUUUUCUAUUGCAGAGCAAAGAGAAAGAUCAUUAUUACAUCCCCUCCCACCUCUACAACGAGCUUCUGCAACUCGAUCAAACAAAGCAGACAUCAUGAAAACCAUUAUCAAUAUCCAACUCCUCCAGGCUUCCAUUGCAACCCUCUUAACCUUAACCUUCCUCCUUCACACCCUCAUAUCAGGCACUCCAUUAACCCAUCUCUUCCUCUUAGACAACCUUGCUAUCUCGUUAUCAUUCGCGUGGUGCCUUCUUGUUUCCAUCAUCUACUACUUCUGCACUCGUCCACGCCCUGUUCUGUUGCUGGACUACACCUGCUUUAAACCAGACUUCGACCGUAUGCUCAGCUUGGAGAGCUGCGAGUAUUUCGUACGUCGGACUCGACGCAUCAACAUGAUAAGCGAAGAAUUCAUGCGAGGUAUAUAUCGCAAAUCCGGCGUGGGUGAGCAGACCUAUGGACCCAACUUCUUAUUUCAAUCAUACGCCGAUGCCAAUUUACAGUCCGCCGUUGACGAAGCUGAGGAAGGGAUGUUCGCCGCCGUCGGUUCACUCCUCGACAAAACUCGGAUUGACCCAGAACAGAUCGACAUUGUCAUCGUCGCCUGCGGCUCCUUCGCGCUGGCUCCUUCCCUCUCGUCGAUGAUAGUGAACCAUUUCAAGCUAAGACCAGAUGUUAAGACUUUCAACCUGAGCGGAAUGGGUUGUAGCUCAGGUGUCAUGUCUGUUGACAUGGCCGCUAAGCUCCUGAACUGCAGCAGGCGUAUCAGGUACGCGCUCAUCGUAGUAACAGAGAACAUCAGCUUGAAUUGGUAUUUUGGCAAUGACCGCUCGAUGCUCGUCACCAACUGCAUCUUCCGCGUCGGUUGCGCCGCGGCGAUGAUAACCAAUGACCCGAGUCGCCGGGGAGAAGCUAAACUGGAACUCAUUAGCUCUCUGAGGACUCACCAUGGUGCCGACGACAGUGCCUACGCAGCCGCGUUUCAACAAGAAGACGAAGCGGGUAACCCCGGAGUGUCACUCAAGAAGGAUUUGAUCCGGGUUGCUGGUCUUGGCUUGCGUGAGCACAUCCGGUCACUUGCACCGAAAGUUCUGCCGGUGAGUGAACUCAUCUCGUAUGCCUACUCGGUUGUACUGUCUGCAGUAUCAGGUGGCGAGUCCAAGCCAACGGUGCCGGACUUCACGACGGCGUUCGACCACUUUUGCAUUCACACCGGAGGGAAGGCCGUGAUUCAGCAGGUGGCACGAGUGCUUCGGCUUGGCGACGAUGUGACUGAACCGGCUCGAAUGUGCUUGCACCGAUUCGGAAACACGUCCAGUAGUCUGGUGUUUUACGAGUUGGCUUAUUUUGAAGCGAAGCAGAGGGUGAAGAAAGGCGAGAAGAUGUGGAUGCUGGCGUAUGGGACGGGGUUCAAGGUGUGUAGUGUGGUGUGGAAGUCAUUAAAGGAUUCGCGUAAAGAUGACGGAAAUCCAUGGAACGAUUGCAUCCACAGAUAUCCAUUAAAGAACUGGUAAAGCAAGAUAGUAUAUUAAGACGGUGGAAAAAGAAGAUAUUAAUUAAUAAAAGUAGAAAUAAAUAAGGAAAGCCCAUAAAAGAAACUGGUAGAAGAAGAAGAAGAAGAAGAAAGAGCUUUCUGAAAUCUGAAAUAAUAAACACAAGAUGAAUAUUGUUUCAAAUCUGUAUUUAUUCUGUCAUUCAUUUCUUCCAAGGAGAAUUGUAAAGGCUUAAAGGGAUGAAAGAAGAUGAAUGUUACUUAAUUA